This is a messenger RNA of Toxorhynchites rutilus septentrionalis, 3550 nucleotides long. RefSeq lists its product as uncharacterized. Lineage: Eukaryota; Metazoa; Arthropoda; Insecta; Diptera; Culicidae. The coding region runs from base 367 to 2601 and encodes 744 amino acids. Gene Ontology annotation, cellular component: SCF ubiquitin ligase complex. The record is from RefSeq and is a predicted model, not a curated record. Gene Ontology annotation, biological process: SCF-dependent proteasomal ubiquitin-dependent protein catabolic process. The transcript has 5 exons. Gene Ontology annotation, molecular function: protein binding.
UUUCUUUUUUGUGUUUGUCAGUGACAGUUACUACAGAAAAAAGUGAAAAUUUUUGUGCAUUCAAAAAUACACUUUCUUCGCUGCAUUUUAGGCUUUGUAUAGUCGAAAUAUUAUACAAAAAGAUGCGAUAGCCCCUGCUGCCAGUGGCCAGGCACUAGCGAAAGCUUUAAUUCUCGCCAAAACGCAAUUGGUACGCCGGAGGAAUAGGAGACUGUUGCUGCUGCUGCUGAGAAGAGAUUGUAGGCAGAAAAAAAAUUCAUUCGCUCGAAAUCUAGUGCAGUUGUGGAUGUUGAUUGCAUCGUGAAUAAGAGGAAAUACAUUGCAUUCGAAUAUUUAAAAAAGGAUAAUUGGCAAGCAAAACAAAAAAUGGAACCCGUUCAGUGUGAACCAUCGAGAUCGUCGUCGUCCGGUGGCAGGAAACGUAAGCAUUCCAACGAUGAAAACGCACAAGAGCAACCGAACAUGAAAAUUCUGUCGGUGGAGCUUUCCGACAUUGAGCUCCAGAUUUCGUUGAUGGAUUUAAGCGAUGAGAUUCUGAUGGAAAUUUUCUUGAACUUGGACAGCAAUUCUCUAAUCGCGCUGUCCGAAUGCUGUUCGCGCCUCAAUGGUCUCAUUGAAGACAGAAAACUGUGGACCGUAGCGGAUUUUACUUCAUCACCACUGUGUGCUUCCAAUUUGCUGCGAAAUAUAAAACACUUACAGGUCGAAACUCGCACACUAAAAAUUCGUGGAAUGACCAGUAUCUAUCCAUUGGCUAAAUGGAAAACGUCAACGUUGACGUCGAAUGUACUGCUCCAGAUAAACAAACGUUGUCCACAGCUGGAGCAUUUUGAGAUCAUCGAGGGAUAUAUGGAUACCAGCCAUAUAGCGAUCACCUCGUUUCCACCCAGCAUUCGAACUUUGGUGUUUAGAAAGUGCGAAGCAGAUCGCUUAAUGACACCGGAAAACAGGAUGGCGUUUCUAUCGAAAAUUGAUAGAACUCUGCAGAGACUAGAGGAACUCACAAUAGAAUACUGCAGUUGGUUUGAGACACAUGACUUCAUGGCUCUAUCGAAAGUACCACACCUACGUUAUCUCAGUCUUAAAGGAUGCGCCAACAUGAAAGAUAGCGUUCCGUACGCAAGCAUAGCAACACGAUUUGGGUUUAAAAAAUUAGAGAUUCUUGAUCUUCGCGACACACCGAUAUCGGAUUCUGACGUAAGCUGUUUCAACAUAGUACAAUCUUUGAAGGAACUACUACUGGAAUGCCCUGAGUAUCUACGCACUGAGCGAGGUUUGAAUGAAUAUAACGAGGCCGAACGUAGCCGCUUCGAGCAGAUAAGACGAAUAGCAAAUCAGGAUAUUUUCAAUCCGGCAGUUGGCAGACGCCAAUUUCCGGAAUGGGCAAAUCAACAACAGGAAAACAACGGUCAGCAGCCAGAGGGUGAAAACGCCGCUGAUCCAGUGCCACCUCCGCGUCCGCCACGUCCCCCGCGGCCAUAUUUCUUGGGCGAGGGGCGGAAUGUGUUCCGUUUCGUUAAUCGUCAUUUCUAUCCAAAUUUGAAUGAGAAUAUGCCCGGCGAGAAUUUAAUCCGGUUCAUCAAUCGUGCCGAGGUAGAUCCACCGGCUAACCAACCUGAGCAACAGCAACCAAACAAUAACAAUAGACCGCCGAAUGCGGAAGACGAACAGCAGCGACCUGCAGUUCCCCUAGCGCCACUGCCACCGUUGCCGGAUAAUCCUGAAAUUCGACGCCAAGUUCGCAUAUUGUACAACAACAGGAGAAACAUCAUACGCAUCAUUAAUCAACCAGAGAGGAACAAUAAUGUGGAGGAUAACAACAACGAAUUCCAGCAGAAUCAGCACCGAGCCGGGGUUUUGCCCCCACCAGUGGAGGCGGCCUAUCAACAAAUAUUUGAGGCUGGAAAUCGCGACCGAGCGGAACCGGCUGAGGAGGAACCUGCUGCUGCUGCGGAUAAUGUGGUUCCACCUGCCGAUCAGCCGCCACCACCACCACGGGAAGAAGCCGGACUCGAAGACGAAGCGCUGGUCGCUCCCGACAAUAACGCUAUCGUAGUGAAUGGCGAUGAGGGUAUGAAUGGAGUAAAUGAUAACCCACCAGCUGCUGAACAACCGCCACAGGAAGAAAUGAAUGUUCGCGUCAUUUUGCACGGUCCCAUCCAGAAUAAUCAUCCCAGAUUGAUGCCGCAUGUGUUCAUUGUGCACAAUGUGGAAAACAACAACCCCGUGGCUGAAGUUGCCGACAACAAUCAGCGCCCGGCAAACGCAUUCUACCAGUAUCUCAACCUUGGCCCCGGUGCGCCCGGACCAAACUUCGUCUCGCUGGUGAGUGAUCGUGGAAUUUGUGCGUACGGUGUUUCCCGAAACGAGAUAGGGGUAGCGGCUUUCAUCCGUGAGUACUUCCGACCCAAUAUGAGCAACCUCGAGAAGCUGCUAGUGCGAAACUACAAACUUGUAACAGACACCUCGUUGGACCAUCUGGAAUCAGCGGCACCAAAUUUGAAACUGCUCGACGUUACCGGAACCUCGGUCACGGCCGAAGGUGUGCGCAAUUUCCGAAUGGCUCGCCCCAACUGUACAAUACUGUCGGAUUUUGAAUAGAAUGUAAGGAAAUGCGUGUUGACUAACUUUAUGCUGCAGGAUCGGACCGAGCGUAUUAGUUUUUAGAGAAACAACCUCCUAUUUUAAUCUGCUUUUAAGGAUUGUAUAUUUAGGUGGUAAUAAAGAACACUUGCUUGACUACUUCCUAGGGAUCGAUUAUCCGAGAAAACAUUCGUGUAUCCAAAGGCGAAUGCACUGAAAGUGCGAAGCCCCUAAAAUAAAAAAAAAUUAAAUACGGAACCGCCGAAAGAAGAUGAAAUCGUAACACUCAUACAUGAUUAGGUGAAAAAUAAGUUUAGCUACCCAUCCUACCCAACACUUACUUACGCGAUGUGGCUUUUAACUACAUGAACUUCAAAUAACAACGCACAGCUGUACUGUUUUGGUUCGUACGCGAGAAAAAAAACAUCUUCAAAUAGUCUUUUAUGAGAGAAAAACUUUUUAAAAAUAAGAAACAGUAAAAGUAAACCCAGAAUAUUCUAUAUGAAUGUUAGGACAAUUUGCAUGUUUCGGAUAUAUUUCAUUCGCACUGGUUCUUUCUAUUGGAUUUGUGUGUUUGGUCAGAGAAAUCCAUUCAUUUCUCAAGUGAAAAUCUUUCUGGUUCAUAAAUUCUUAUCCAACAGAGCGAAAUUUUGUUAUUUUUCGCCAAUCAUCGAGCUCACAUUGAAAUAAAAUUCGCAGAAUAAAAUUUCGAGACAAAACUAUAGUGAUGAUCCUAUCAUCUAUGUACAUUAUACAGCGACUGUUUUUUCGAACAAUAUAUCUCGGAAAAUACCACUAUCUUUAUUUAGAUUACACAAAGAUUGGACAGAAAAAAAAGAAAUAGUAUUAAUGUAAAACUUUUAUACAUUUUUAUUUUGAAAGGUCAAACAUAUAUGAAGAAAUAUGUCUAAAUUAUUCUAGAAUCUUAAAAAUUGAAUCAUAGAAAAUAAAUGUGCAGUAUUUGAAA